GGAACGGCGGAGCUGAGCCGAGCCGAGCAGAGCCGGGGGAGGCUGAGGGGCUGCGGGAAGGCGGAGCGGCUGCGGGCCCUGGAUUUCCAUGGUGUCGGGAGCCGUGUGGAUUACCCCGCCGUGAGCCGCGGAACCGGCACCCCCAGGAGACGGGCGGCACCGGAGCUGCGAGGGCUGAACCAUGUGAGGGCCAUUGCUGGGGCACAGGACACGUGUGGGGAACAAGAAGUUUGCCUUUCCCAGGAUGGAUCAGAGGAAGAGCUGGCCUCGGGUACCGGACUCCGAUGGCUGGUCAGUGGCUUUGCUCUGUCUCUUCCUGGCAUCGCUGUCCCGAAACGUGUCCAGCAACGCCUUGUUCAGCACUUUCCACUCUGAGAACAGGGACUGGACAUUCAACCACCUGACUGUCCACCAAGGCACUGGAGCAGUCUAUGUUGGAGCUAUCAACAGGGUUUACAAGCUUUCAGGUAACCUGACCAUUUUGGUGGCUCAUAAAACUGGACCUGAGGAGGACAAUAAAUCCUGCUACCCACCCCUCAUUGUCCAGCCAUGCAGCGAGAUCCUCACCCUUACCAACAAUGUCAACAAGCUGCUGAUCAUUGACUACUCUGAGAACCGGCUGCUGGCUUGUGGCAGCCUCUACCAGGGGGUCUGCAAGCUGCUGCGCCUGGAUGACCUCUUCAUCUUGGUAGAGCCCUCACACAAAAAGGAGCACUACCUCUCCAGUGUCAACAAGACAGGCACCAUGUAUGGUGUGAUCGUGCGCUCAGAAGGUGAAGAUGGGAAGCUCUUCAUUGGCACGGCAGUGGAUGGGAAGCAGGAUUAUUUCCCCACCCUCUCCAGCCGCAAACUUCCCCGGGACCCAGAGUCAUCAGCCAUGUUGGAUUAUGAACUCCACAGUGACUUUGUCUCGUCCCUUAUCAAAAUCCCCUCAGAUACCUUGGCCCUUGUUUCGCACUUUGACAUCUUCUACAUCUAUGGUUUUGCCAGUGGCAACUUUGUCUAUUUUUUGACUGUGCAGCCGGAGACCCCCGAGGGCGUCUCCAUCAACUCCGCCAGCGACCUCUUCUACACGUCUCGCAUCGUCCGUCUCUGCAAAGAUGACCCCAAGUUCCACUCCUACGUGUCUCUGCCCUUUGGCUGUGUCAAGGGGGACACCGAGUACCGCCUCCUGCAAGCAGCGUACCUCUCCAAGCCAGGAGAGGUGCUGGCCAAGGCCCUCAACAUCACGGCCCAGGAGGAUGUCCUCUUUGCCAUUUUCUCCAAGGGACAGAAGCAGUACCACCAGCCGCCCGACGACUCUGCGCUCUGCGUCUUCCCCAUUCGCGCCAUCAACGCUCAGAUCAAGGAGCGCCUGCAGUCCUGCUACCAGGGGGAGGGCAACCUGGAGCUCAACUGGCUGCUGGGGAAGGACGUCCAGUGCACCAAAGCGCCAGUCCCCAUCGAUGACAAUUUCUGUGGGCUGGACAUCAACCAGCCCCUGGGAGGCUCGACGCCAGUGGAUGGUGUGACGCUCUUCACCUCCAGCCGGGACCGCAUGACUUCAGUUGCUUCCUACGUCUACAACAGCUACAGCGUGGUGUUUGUGGGGACCAAGACUGGCAAGCUGAAGAAGAUCCGAGCAGAUGGUCCUCCGCACGGUGGAAUUCAGUAUGAAAUGGUGACAGUUUUCAAGGACGGGAGCCCAGUCCUUCGAGACAUGGCCUUCUCCAUCGAUCACAAGUACCUGUAUGUCAUGUCGGAGCGACAGGUGUCCCGGGUGCCCGUGGAGUCCUGUGAGCAGUACACGACCUGUGGGGAGUGCCUGAGCUCGGGGGACCCCCACUGCGGCUGGUGCACCCUCCACCACAUGUGCUCCCCGUGGGACAGCUGUGAGCGGGCGGACGAGCGGAACCGCUUUGCAGGCAGCAUCAGCCAGUGCAUGAGCCUCACCGUGCGGCCCAGCAGCAUCUCUGUGUCCCAGCACAGCCUCCCGCUCAGCCUGCUGGUCAGUGAUGCUCCAGACCUGGGAGCUGGGGUCACCUGCCUCUUUGGAAACCUGACGGAGGUGGAGGGGCAGGUUUCAGGCAACCAGGUUGUAUGUGUUUCACCAGCAGCAAAAGAUGUUCCUGCCAUACCUUUGGAUCAGGACUGGUUCGGCGUGGUGCUGCAGCUGAAGUCCCGGGAGACGGGGAGGACCUUUGUCAGCACCGAGUUCAAGUUUUACAACUGCAGUGCCCACCAGCUGUGCCUGUCCUGUGUGAACAGCGCUUUCCGCUGCCACUGGUGCAAGUACCGCAACCUCUGCACCCACGACCCCACCACCUGCUCCUUUCAGGAGGGACGGAUCAACGUCUCUGAGGACUGUCCCCAGCUCUUUCCCACAGAGGAGAUCCUGAUCCCGGUGGGAGAGGUGAAACCCAUCACGCUGAAGGCAAGGAACCUGCCCCAGCCACAGUCGGGGCAGCGCGGGUACGAGUGUGUCCUCAACAUCCAGGGAGUCAUCCACCGCGUGCCCGCCCUGCGCUUCAACAGCUCCAGCGUCCAGUGCCAGAACAGCUCGUAUCUCUAUGAUGGGAUGGACAUAAGCAACUUAGCAGUGGACUUUGCAGUGGUUUGGAAUGGGAACUUUGUUAUUGACAACCCGGAGGAUCUGAAAGUGCACCUCUACAAGUGUGCAGCCCAGCGGGAGAGCUGCGGGCUCUGCCUCAAGGCCGACCCCAAGUUUGAGUGCGGCUGGUGCAGCGGCGAGGGCAGGUGCGCCCUGCGGCCGCACUGCGGUGCCCAGCCCUGGCUGCACUGGGCCGGCCACAACGUCAAGUGCUCCAACCCACGCAUCACCGAGAUCCUGACAGUGUCAGGCCCCCCGGAAGGAGGGACAAGGGUGACCAUCCGUGGUGUGAACCUGGGCCUGGAUUUCUCCGAGAUCGCCCAGGGGGUGCAGGUGGCUGGGGUGCAGUGCACACCCCUGCCCGAGCAGUACGUCGUCGCAGAACAGAUCGUCUGUGAAAUGGGGCAGGCGCUUCCAGGGAUCAGCUCUGGCCCAGUGCUCCUGUGCAUCGGAGAGUGCAAGCCGGAGUUCACAGCCAAGUCCACGCAGCAGUACAUGUUUGUGACUCCAGUGGUGACUUUCCUGAACCCCAGCCGUGGUCCAGAGUCAGGAGGGACGAUGGUGACCAUCUCUGGGCACUACCUGGGAGCUGGCAGCCACGUGUCUGUGCUCCUAGGGAACCAGACCUGCGAGUUCUAUGGGAGAUCCAUGAACGAGAUUGUCUGUGUGUCAGCCCCGUCAGCCCACGGCCUGGGGGCUGUGCACGUCUCUGUCAGUGUGGACCGGGCUCAGCUGGAGCAGACCUUGCUGUUUGAAUACAUCGAUGAUCCCAAGGUGCAGCACAUUGAACCCGAGUGGAGCAUCACCAGUGGCUACACACCUCUGACUGUCACUGGCUCCAACCUGGACGUGAUCCAGGAGCCCAGGAUCCGUGUCAAGUACAACGGCAAGGAGUUUGUCAAUGUCUGCAAGGCAGUGAACGCCACGGCGCUGGCCUGCCUGGCACCUCCCCUCGCCCCCCAGUACCGGCCCGGCCUGGACGCCGUCGAGCGGCCCGACGAGUUUGGGUUUAUCUUUAACAACGUCCAGUCCCUGCUGGUCUACAAUGACACCAAGUUCAUCUACUACCCCAACCCAACGUUUGAACUCCUGAGCCCAACUGGGGUCCUGGAGCAGAAGCCAGGGUCACCCAUUAUCCUGAAGGGCAGAAACCUGUGCCCACCCGCUCCGGGAGGAGCAAAGCUCAACUACACUGUGCUGAUUGGAGAGACGCCCUGUGCUGUCACCGUCUCCGAGACCCAGUUGCUGUGUGAGCCCCCAAACCUCACUGGACAGCACAAAGUGAUGGUGCGUGUUGGUGGUAUCAUCUACUCCCCUGGCUCGGUGAACAUCGUCUCGGACAGCCUGCUGACCCUGCCAGCCAUCGUCAGCAUCGCGGCCGGGGGCAGCCUGCUCCUCAUCAUCGUCAUCAUCGUCCUCAUCGCCUACAAGCGCAAGUCCCGGGAGAACGACCUGACCCUCAAGAGGCUGCAGAUGCAGAUGGACAACCUGGAGUCCCGGGUGGCCCUGGAGUGCAAGGAGGCUUUUGCAGAGCUGCAGACAGACAUCAAUGAAUUAACCAGUGACCUGGAUCGCUCUGGGAUCCCGUACCUCGACUACCGGACGUACGCCAUGAGGGUUCUUUUCCCUGGCAUCGAGGACCACCCUGUUCUGCGGGAGCUGGAGGUCCAAGGGAAUGGGCAGCAGAGUGUGGAGAAGGCCUUGAAGCUCUUUGCUCAGCUGAUCAACAACAAAGUUUUCCUGCUGACCUUCAUCCGCACCUUGGAGCUGCAGCGCAGCUUCUCCAUGCGUGACCGUGGCAACGUGGCCUCACUCAUCAUGACUGGCCUGCAAGGGAAGCUGGAGUAUGCCACUGAUGUGCUGAAGCAGCUGCUCUCUGACCUCAUUGAGAAGAACCUGGAGAACAAGAACCACCCCAAACUGCUCUUGCGCAGGACUGAGUCGGUGGCCGAGAAGAUGCUGACUAACUGGUUUGCCUUCCUCCUCCACAAGUUCCUCAAGGAAUGUGCUGGAGAGCCACUCUUCAUGCUCUACUGUGCCAUCAAGCAGCAGAUGGAGAAAGGUCCCAUUGAUGCCAUCACAGGAGAAGCCCGUUACUCCCUCAGUGAGGACAAGCUGAUCCGGCAGCAAAUUGAGUACAAGACUCUGAUCCUGAACUGUGUGAACCCAGAUAACGAGAACAGCCCAGAGAUCCCUGUGAAAGUGCUGAACUGUGACACCAUCACUCAAGUCAAAGAGAAGAUCCUCGAUGCAGUAUACAAAAAUGUCCCAUAUUCUCAAAGACCAAGAGCUGUUGACAUGGAUUUGGAGUGGCGGCAGGGCCGGAUUGCUCGUGUGGUCCUGCAGGAUGAAGACAUCACCACCAAGAUUGAAGGAGACUGGAAGCGCCUGAACACUUUGAUGCAUUAUCAGGUAUCAGACCGCUCGGUGGUGGCUCUGGUUCCCAAACAAACCUCCUCCUACAACAUCCCUGCCUCUGCCAGCAUAUCCCGGACAUCCAUUAGUAGAUAUGACUCCACCUUCCGCUACACGGGCAGCCCCGACAGCCUGCGCUCCCGGGCCCCCAUGAUCACCCCCGACCUGGAGAGUGGGGUCAAGGUCUGGCACCUGGUCAAAAACCACGACCAUGGAGACCAGAAGGAAGGAGACCGGGGCAGUAAGAUGGUGUCUGAGAUCUACCUGACCAGGCUAUUAGCUACAAAGGAAUCCACCUGCACCCUGGGGGAUGGUGUGGCCAUGAUGAUCCAGCAGCAUCCCAAGGGGUGGUGUAGCCAUGAUGAUCCAGCAGCAUCCCAAGGGAUGGUGUAGCCAUGAUGAUCCAGCAGCAUCCCAAGGGAUGGUGUAGCCAUGAUGAUCCAGCAGCAUCCCAAGGGAUGGUGUGGCCACGGCCAUGCCCAGCUGGUGUGUUGCUGGUUCCACAGGUACCACUGAGCAGAAGUGUCCACCCUCCCUGCUGGGCAGAGCUGGGGUGAAGCCUCCCAGGUCUGGUUUUGGGGUGGUUUCUGGCAGCUGCCCUGCACUCUUGCAGUAAAAACCAAGCCCCCAAUGUUUACAGUGAGCAAUACUUGAAAAGUCUGGGCACAGCAAGCUGGGCUGCUCAUUGCUGGUCUGUUUGCCUCACAGGGCCAAUCUGCACAGGCUCCCUCUGAGUUCCUCUGCCAGCCUUCAUGGUGCUGCCCAGGGCCAGGAUUUAUGUUUCCACCGGGAAGAGGAAAAAUCUUUGCUCUAGACAAGGGGAAACCCAGCUGCCCCUGGCCAGCACUGCUGUCAUGUCUCUGUCCCAAUGUCUCCUUGUGAUAUUCAGUUCCUCGCUGGUCCCGACGGCGUGAGCUCUCGUGGCCAGUGACAGGCAAGUGUUUGUGAGUGUUAUUUCUUUCAAAGACACCAAAGCUUGUGUGUGUCCCUUUGUAGAGUGCCAGGAGGGGUAGGAAUGCUGUAAAUAUUUAUCUCUGUAAUAAAUGCUGAUGAUUGUGCAGGCUGCAGUGGGGAGGAUAGGGUGAUUAGGGCUAAUGGAAAUACAAGUAUUGACUGCACGAGCUUGGCAGUGGCAGCAAAAUCGUUCCCAGCACCUGCUCAGCCCUGCCCAGGCAGUGCUGUGCUGGGUGGGAUCUUAGUUUGCAGCCAAAGUGUGUCAAAGGAAAAUCCAUUUUCCUGUUUUUUUUUCCUCCACCAUUCCCAGUGGAGCCGGGGAGGUCACUCCAGGCUCCCCAUGCAGCAGGAGAGCUGCAAGCUACUGGUCUCAAGGUGCAGUUCGAGGGGAGCCAGCAAUGGGCUGGGGGAAAAGCAUGUGGAGAAAUACUCAGGAAGCUUGCAGGUUUAAUUACUGUUCAGUAAAAGCCAUGCCAAGCCCACUUUAUUUUGGUAAUCCACUUUUGUGAGUUUCUCUGGGCCCUAGUAAUACUGUGGAUAGAAAUAUUAAUGAUCAACCUUGGGCAAUAAGCUCUUGACAUUGACGUUGACACCAGCCUGAGCUUUGUAAUGGGAGGGCUGGGAUUCACGGAGACACAGAGAGGCUGAGGAGCAGAGCAGGAUCCAUACUGCCUGUUAGUGGGAGUUUUCCUCCCCAGGGAUCCUCCUCCUGCACAGGGAAUCUGAUUGAUUCCCAUGAAAUGUGAAAUGUCCAUGUUCCUCUAUUAAAGCCUGGUGAAGUUGUUAUUGCAGCAGCUGUUGCCAACCUGUCCUGUUCUCUGCUGGGAUUUUACAGGGGAUUGUGGAGUGUCAGACCCUCCAGGUCUCAUUUUUUCCUGGUUUCUGCUCUUGCUGUUCCCAGUGAUCUGACAUGUAUCUUGUGUGUGUGAUUUUCAGGUCUAGUGUUCUAGUUAUAGUCCUUGUUUUGGGUAUUCAUAUUCAGAUCAUUCACCAAAUUCUUAUGGUACUCUGAAACCCAACAGAAGCACUCCUGAUGCUUUCCAAACACUGCUAAAAUCUUAGUCUGAGCAGAUAUUUCUGCAGGAUUCACAAAAUGUGAAUAAUGCCCAAAGCAAAGACUUGGCUUUUCAUCACCUUGGUGGUGGUGGAAUUGUGCUUGCCCUUCAGCCUGAGUUGGUCUUUUUUCCUUCCCAUCUAUUUGCGAGGCUUUAGUGUAGCUGCUUUUCAGCCCACUUUCCUCCUCCCUGUCCCUUAGCAGCCUCUGCCCUGGCAGGAGCCUGAGGGAAGGACCAUAAACUGGGAUUAUACUGAAAGGUAAAGUUGAGGAGAAAAAAGAAGAAGAAUUGCAGAGCCCAGAGGGACUGGUUUGUGAGCAAGAGAGAACCCAAGGUGUCCAAGCUGGCUGAACACAGGGUCUGUAUUCCAUGAAUACACCAGAGCACUGGGGAGAAAGAGGGACAACUGAGUUUAUGUUCUGUGCUGUGGAAGGAAGUUGAGAGAGGAGGAAAGGGAAAGCAGCAGGAGCACUGUGCAAAGCAGAAAGCUAUUACACUUUUGAAUGACUUCAAGGGAAGCAGCAGAAACAUCUCUUCCAUAACCUGAGAAGGCAUUAGGGGGAGGGCAUGAGGAACAUGGUGCUGACCUGUAAAUAAUCUGCCUGGUGUCUGCUUGUGGUGAUGGACAUGAAUUAUGGAUAUUUAUGAGCAAUUAUAUGGAAAGAAGCAACAUAAGCCCUUGGGGCAAAGUGCUUGUAAUCUAUUGUCCUGUGUGAUCUGACUUUUCCAUAUUCCUUUGGGAAGAGGAAGUCUCAGCUCUUGAAAUGGCAUUUUCUUUGCACUGGCAGCAAACUGGACUUGAGGUUUGGUCAGGAGGGGGCAGUGACUUUGCCUUAGAUGAAAUGAUUUCACCUCCCUCUUGUUGCCCCCUUCCUCCUGCAAGGCCAGUUGGCAUUUUGACUCUCCAGUUCACUUUGUUUCAGGUAUUUUUGACAUCAAAGCAGGAGACACCAUUUCCAGGAUCUCUCUGCCUUGUGUCACUGCUUAAAUAAUUCCAUUUAAUCUUCUGCUCAUGAGCUAUCAAAGCACCCACUCCAAGGGGGAGCAAGGUGCUAAUCAAAUGCUUCUCCACCUUAAAAGCCUUUCUUAAAAACCCAUGUACAAGCCCUUAACUUACAGGCAAGCUUGUCUUGGCGUGAGCCCCGUGUGCAGUGCCACGACUCUGCAGCCACCAAAGUACAGAGGAUGUGGGCAUCGAGUGCUCCAUGUUUUGCCAUAAAGGAUGAAUUUAUGUUUAAAGGGAGGCAGGAGAGAUCCACAUGGCCAAGGGGCUGGCGCUGCUGCAGGAUCCAGCACGGACCAGCCCGAAGCUGCAUGAAUACCCAUCAUGGGAACCAGCACUGGGAAACCAAAUGGCUGCCAUGGCCUUGCUGCUGGUGAGCAGCAUCCUGGGCAGUGCUCCAAGGAGCUUUAUCCCCAGAGGAGACUGGACAUGGCUGUGCUGGAUGGUGAUGCCUCCCCCGCAGGGUCUUGUUCUGGGUCACAGUGGGGAUGGCGAGUGCAGCCACUUGACACGGUGGCAAGAGAGACCUUCAUCACAGCAGUGCCUUCAACACACUGUCUUAAAGUCCUGAUGGCCCGACCCCACCUGAGUUCUCUCUCCUACCUUCAACUGGACUUCACCAAAAAUGUCAUAAUGUCGGGAACCAUUUGGGCUGGCAUGUGGAGGACAAAAGCAAGAGCCCAGCCACAGCCUCACCUGUCACUGGCUCUUCUCCAUCCAGUUCCCAGCGCUGUCAGAGCUCACCUGCCAUGGGGACACUGCUCACCAAACUAAAUGAGCCUAAAAUUGACUGACUUGGAUAAGCUGGGAUAUCAGGGAAAGCUCACAAGUGACUGUGCCCUGGAGAGAAGAAAAAACAUUCCAAGAAGGAUAAAUAACUGACAUCAAAGAUGCAUUGAAAUGCUACAAAGCUUCAGCCAUCUGAGUUCAGAAUUGCAUUUCUAGCCAAUAAAGCAGGGACCUGUGACCUUGUGCAUAGUUGGGCACUUGGCAGAGGUAGGGGAGCAGUCCCAUCUGGUUAGUGAACGUGUCCCCAGUGAAAACUCCUGCAUCACCCCAGCCUCCCCCAGCCUUCACCAAAACCAGUGGGUCAGGCAAAGCACUGGUGACAGCUACAAGGCCACCCAGUGCCUGAGUGGACAGGAUGCUUAUGAUUUUGUUUGGUUUUCUUGUUGUUGUUUAAUGAGAUGUUUGGUGGGGAAAUAACCAGAGUAGAAGAUGCUGGUGUGCAGCACGGAGAAGGUGCCGUUCAGGACCCGCUGAGCUGAGCAGCCCUGAAUGUGCAACGUAAACCUAGAUCAGUCAGAUUCAUUUUGCAGAAGAAAAUGGGAGACUUUGAGCUGCUUUUUGUCACCCGGGGGGUGGGAGGUGGGAGAAGGCAGCGGGGCAGGAUGGGGCAGCAGAGACUGGCUGCUCUCCCACUGGAGAAGUAGCUCCUGGUCCCACCAGGAGCAGCUCAGCCGAAGAGGUUCUGGCCAUGCUGUGAGCACAGGGUUGUCUGUGUGUGUGUUCUUCCAGAUCCCCUUUGCCCCCACCUUACCCAUUCCUCUCCUUUCUUUGUAAAACUGGAAUAUAAUACUGAAAACAUAGACUUGGAGUAUGUAAGAACGUGCUUAAAAGACCUGCAGGGUCCAUCCAAUUGCAUGGACAAUAUCCCAAACUCUCUGGGCCUCCUGAGGCUGCCAGAUCAAAUAAGAAAUCUUCUGAAUGGCCUUUCCUUUGAGAUUUUUAAUACCUCUAUUUCAAACAAGCUUGGAAGUUUAUGCAACAGCUUCUCCAUCAGAUGUUUCCAUCUCAUGGACUGGGCAGCAGAAAGGUGCACCUGCACAGAAAGGAAAGGAUCUGAGGAGCCGAUUUUGCCACGUUAUUUCAUAGCUUCAGAAGAUGCUGCAGUAAAAUGUCCUUCUCUUAUUGAUGAGUGUUUCUGUGUUAAUGGCACUUCGGGGCCAUUACGAGAAGCAGUGGGAAGCAGCAAAGGGAAGGGAACGUACAGGUACUAAAUCUUCUGGAGUCCCCAAAAAUGUCACAGAAUGUAGGAACAGAUGCUGAUUCCUUCUUCCCCUCCUCAAAAUAAACACAUGCCAGUUUUAGGGGAUUUGUGUCUUGGCAGGAAUAACAAAUUGGUUUGUAUCCAUCCCCAUUCCACCAUAUCAUUCUCUGGCUCCUCCCCUCCCCAUUAUACUUGACACACUGGAGUUCUGUAUUUUUUUCUUUUUUUUAAGAUGAUUGUCUGUUUUUUGUUAUUUUUACAAGUGUUGUGGAAAAAAUGUAAGAAAGUUUAAGUAUUUAAAAAUGUUCCAAGGAAAAAAAGGGGGUUUUGUUAUUAUUCUAAUAUAUUAUUGUGUACCUAUUGUAAAUAUGAAACACUCCUAUUUUGCAAGCCAAGGACUCACUUUGUACUGUUGUUAUAUAUAAAUAAAGUUUACUGGUUAAAAAAGCC
Molecule: messenger RNA, 10457 nt
Organism: Apus apus (common swift)
Lineage: Eukaryota; Metazoa; Chordata; Aves; Apodiformes; Apodidae
Gene: PLXNA2
Product: plexin A2
Exons: 29
Coding region: 245-5398 (1717 amino acids)
Biological process (GO): regulation of GTPase activity; negative regulation of cell adhesion; regulation of cell migration
Cellular component (GO): semaphorin receptor complex
Molecular function (GO): protein binding; semaphorin receptor activity
Source: RefSeq, a predicted model, not a curated record